AUGGCUUGGGGCAUCAGCAAAAAGCCCCAAACUGAUGAUAAUGGCGAUAACCCUUCGCACAAACAGUCACCCGAAGGCCUUUCUCCCCCUCAUCUAAAACUAAACCGGGAGCUGCAGAAGCUUGUGAACCGCGAAGAAGAGCUGCUGGAUAAGGUCUAUGAUGGCUACGCCGCCGAUUCCACUGAUACUAAAUACCGAUAUGCCGCAUAUACCAACCGUAUCCGCACCAUCCUACUCUCCGCCCAUCGUUAUGUAGCUUAUACAUCCGACAUUGGCGAAUCCUUCCGUCCAGUUGCUCACCCUUGGCUCGUGCGCUUUGCAUACGGCAUCUCCUGGGCUUAUAUUUUAGGAGACGUCGCCAAUGAAGGAUACAAAGCCUAUCUGCGGAACAGACUGCGACCGAGGCCGUGGCCUGAGGAUCUAGCAAUCGACGCCGUCGCUGGACGCAAGCUAGAACACCAGCAGGAGGCUACCCUCACCUCCACUGCGUCAAAGGCGCACCCCAUGCCUUGGCCAGAUCCAGAGGGGGAUAUCCUUGUGCCCUGGCUGACGACAAAGAUACCCCUUUCUGAAGAGUAUCGCGCUGUUAUGGCGGAGCGCGCCGUUUUUCAAGUCAUAGCUAGUAUGGGGUUGCCCGCUUUAACGAUACAUUCUGUGGUGAAGUACUCUGGACGCGCUUUGAAGGGUGCGAAGAUCACUUUGGUACGGACAUGGGUGCCAAUCGGGCUUGGUCUCGCGGUCGUCCCUUUCCUCCCCUACAUGUUUGAUAAACCGGUCGAACACGGGGUUCAGGGGGCAUUCCGGAGUGCGUUCCGUGUCAUUGAAGGAGAAAAGGCUGUAUCACAGCCUGCGGAAGAGAGCCAGACAUCUUCAGCGAUCCUCUCUAAUUUAAAGCGGUACCAAGAGCAGAAGAAACACCAAAACGAGCCCAAGAAACCAGAAAUGGAAAAGGGCGAUUGA
Molecule: messenger RNA, 960 nt
Organism: Paracoccidioides lutzii Pb01
Exons: 4
Coding region: 1-960 (319 amino acids)
Biological process (GO): mitochondrial fission
Cellular component (GO): mitochondrion
Source: RefSeq, a predicted model, not a curated record